AUGCUGAACCUUCAUCUAGCCGCCAUCUUAGUGGUGCCCAUAUCGGUCGCGCUCUUCAUUCUCCGUGGUGUUUAUCGAGCCUAUUUCCAUCCUCUCGCCAAAGUCCCAGGCCCGAGACUUUAUGCCGCCACCGAUAUUCCUUAUCUCUAUCAUCUUGUGCAAGGUCGAUGGCCGCAUAGAUUGAAGCAGCUGCAUGAUCAAUACGGCACCGCAGUUCGGUACACACCUCGCGAUGUCUCCUUUAUUACAGCCGGUGCUUGGAAGACCAUUUACGGGCACCAGAACAACACAUCAAAGAACUUUUCCAAAGAUUACCUAGCUUAUCGCGAACCAAAGCCUGGUCAGUCACAGAUCAUCCAGGCCAUCGACUCUGAUCAUAAGCGCAUGCGUCGCUCUCUGGCACACGCCUUUUCAGAGAAAGCUCUGCGCAACCAAGAGGACGUAAUGAAUCAGUACGUUGAUGCCUUCAUCGCCAAAAUGGCAGAAAAGGCUUCAAAACAAGAGGCACUCGACAUAGUCUCUUGGUAUAACUUUACUACAUUUGACCUUAUCGGUGACCUGGCCUUUGGCGAGCCCUUUGGAUGUCUCGAAAGCGGAGGAUACCACCCUUGGGUUGCCAUGAUUUUCGAGACCAUCCAUAAUGGCGUUUACUACCAAUUGUUUCAAAGAUAUCCAAUGCUCAAGAGGUUGGCUCCCUUUCUCACUCCGGCCAAGCUCGUAAAGAGCCUGCAGGACCACCAGGAACUCACCAGGAAGACUGCCUUGCGCCGCAUCGAGACUGGCAACACGGAACGCGAGGACUUUAUGUCGUAUAUCCUCCGACACAAUGAUGAAAAGGGAUUGACCACUGACGAAAUCAUUGCAAACUCGAGUAUUCUCAUCAUUGCUGGCAGCGAGACCACAGCUACACAGCUCAGCGGAACAACUUUUCAAUUGUUGACUAAUCGGGAAAAAUACGAUAAACUCGUCUCUGAAAUACGGACCACUUUCACCUCCAAGGAUGAGAUUACUCUAAACAGUGUCAACAACCUAAAAUACCUGCUAGCUGUCUUUGACGAGGGUUUUCGAAUGUAUCCUCCCGUGCCCGUCGGGCUGCCUCGAGUGACUCCUCCAGGUGGCGCCUCGAUUGAAGGCUACUGGAUACCGCAAAACACGGCUGUAUCUAUACCUCAAUGGUCGGCAUAUCAAUCUGAGCACAACUGGGUAGAGCCACAGCGCUUCAUCCCCGAGCGGUGGAUGGGUGAUGCCCAGUUCGCUGGCGACGCCAGAGACGUGCUCCAACCCUUCUCCGUCGGUCCACGCAACUGUAUCGGACGCAACCUUGCUUACGGAGAGAUGCGCCUCAUCUUGACCCGACUCUUGUGGCACUUUGACCUGGAACUCAUGGACGAGAGUAAAGAUUGGGCCGCCAACCAGAACAUUUGGACACUAUGGAACAAAGGCGCCAUGCACGUCAAGUUGACGCCGGUACAUUGA
Pestalotiopsis fici W106-1 is the source of this 1476-nucleotide messenger RNA. RefSeq lists its product as uncharacterized. Lineage: Eukaryota; Fungi; Ascomycota; Sordariomycetes; Amphisphaeriales; Sporocadaceae. The transcript is spliced from 5 exons. The record is from RefSeq and is a predicted model, not a curated record. Gene Ontology annotation, molecular function: heme binding; monooxygenase activity; iron ion binding. The coding region runs from base 1 to 1476 and encodes 491 amino acids.